Messenger RNA from Aspergillus clavatus NRRL 1, 1077 nucleotides. Its product is annotated as class I SAM-dependent methyltransferase. Gene Ontology annotation, molecular function: methyltransferase activity. The record is from RefSeq and is a predicted model, not a curated record. The coding region runs from base 1 to 1077 and encodes 358 amino acids. NCBI's taxonomy places the organism in Eukaryota, Fungi, Ascomycota, Eurotiomycetes, Eurotiales, Aspergillaceae. The transcript has 9 exons.
AUGGCCAGUCCGGUACCUCAGCAAGAAGAGCUCCAGCAGCAACCGCGACAGAGUCCAAGUGUCAUCGAGCCUGAUGACUUUACCGAUGCCGACUCCGCUUACACCGGCUCGUCAGUCUCCUUGUUGUCGCAGUCUCUUGUCCAGCUGGGCUCCUCACUAACACACCCAGCGCAACAGCCUGGGAGAUGCCAGCUACACCACCAGUAUCACCUCGAGUGCGAUGAAUUACACAACGGUCGCAGAUACCAUUCAUACCACGAAGGCGAAUACGUGCUGCCGAAUGAUGAGCAAGAACAAGACCGCCUGGACCUGAGCCACCACAUCUAUCGCAUCCUACUGAAAGGCGAACUCCACGCUGCGCCGAUCAAAACCCCCAGACGUGUACUGGAUAUCGGAACUGGGACCGGAAUCUGGGCCAUCGAUUUUGCAGACGAGCAUCCCGAGUCGGAGGUGAUCGGGAACGACCUGAGCCCCAUCCAGCCCUCCUGGAUCCCCCCGAACUGCCGAUUCGAGAUCGACGACUUCGAGUUACCAUGGUCCUACAGCCAACCCUUUGACUACAUCCACGGCCGUGAGCUGGAAGGCGCCAUCCGCGACCAUGACACCCUCUUCCGCCAGGCAUUCGAGAACCUGAGACCCGGCGGGUGGCUGGAGAUGUCAUCGAUGGAGGUCAACUCAUAUUCCGACGACGGCACGCACCUCAAGGCCAAGAGUCUCAUCGAAGGGAUCAAGAAUAUGCAUCUGGCGUCCAAGAAGCACGGCAAGGAUAUGACAACCAUGUCGACGUGGAAGGACAAGAUGGAGAAGGCGGGUUUCGUGAAUGUCCGCGAGGACAUCUACAAGCUCCCCCAGAGUCCCUGGGCCAAGGACCCCAAACUCAAGGAACUCGGCCGCUACCACCAGAUCAACAUGUUCGAGGCCGUCGGCCCUUACUCCUUCGCCCUCUUCACCCGCUACCUUGGCUGGAGUCGCGCCGAGAUCGAGGUCCUGGUCGCAGGAAUGCGCCAGGAGCUACGUGACUACCAGAACUUCCAUCUCUACACCAAGGUACACGUCAUAUACGGCCAACGACCGUAG